GCGGCAGUGGCAGCAGCAGCAGCAGUGCGGUGCAAGCCUCCUCCUCCUCAACCCGCGCUUUAGCCGACCACGCGGUCUUUCCGAAGCGCUCGCCCUCCCUCAUAGUCGCUUAAAGCCUUGCUGCUGUUGUUAUUGGAGAAACGUGGAAAGAAAACAACUUACGAUUUAGCACCCUAACCCCCCUUCCCCUUAUCAACCACCCCCCCCCCCGGAUUUGAGAGGGGUUUGUCAGUUUUCAGAGCGCCGCAGAGGGAACUAUUGAAUCGCCGAUAGCAAUUACGACGACUGUACCUCACGGGGUGGGUGUGUGGGGUGGUGUGUGUGGGUUGGUAUAGCGUAGCCGCGAGCAGUUGAAUCUUGAUUUAGGGGAGCGAGCGACGAGAUCUAUAUAGAUGGUACAAUACCCAUUUAUCACAAAAUCUGGAUUUCCUUUGGCCGUCUGCUGUAGUCGACUGGCAAAACACGAAGCGUUUUGUCCGACGAAGCAGUGGCCCCGUGUCUCCUACUGCGUAAGCGGCGACUGAAAGGAAACUGCUGCCGAUUGCUGCUGCUGCCGAUCGUCUAAGAGUUACGGGAGCACAGAUCCAACAUAAGUGUCCACUCCUUCUCGGGAUGGUGAACAGCCAGUGCCCCGAGCCGCAGGCCACCGGGCCCCCCAAGCGGUGUGCCGGCUGCGGUGGGAAAAUUGCUGACCGGUUCCUGCUCUACUCAAUGGAUUGUUACUGGCACAGCCGUUGCCUCAAGUGCUCUUGCUGCCAGGCGCAGCUUGGAGACCUGGGCACGUCGUGCUACACCCGUCAGGGCAUGAUCCUGUGUCGCGACGACUACAUCAGGAUGUUUGGAAGCAGUGGAGCCUGCAACGCUUGUGGCCAGUCUAUCCCAGCCAGCGAGCUGGUCAUGAAGACGCAGGGCAACGUCUACCAUCUCAAGUGUUUUGCCUGUGCCACGUGCCGGACCCGGCUGGUUCCGGGCGAUCGGUUCCACUAUGUUAACGGCAGCUUGUUCUGCGAGCAUGACCGACCGGUGGGCCCAGGCCCACUCACCGCCCACAGGGGCACCCUGGGUGAUGGCAGCCUGCCCAGCCACCCACUGGCACCACACACGCUUGCGGAUCAAAAGGUGUGUUGAAGAGAUGGGAGCCUGAGACUCGGUGCCUUGAUUUUGCCUGCAGAUGGCUGAACCUAUCACACGCCCCGACGCCGCAGUUGUACAGAGUUGUUGGGGAUGGUGGGGGGGGGAAAGGGGGGCAGAGUUGUUUGUCCUGUGUGGGUUUCCCAUUACUGCCUGCUAAUUACCCAUGCCUGAAUGUUUCCAUUGUCGGGGAGGGACAGGGCUGGGGUAACCGCUUAAUGAGGCCCCGCAGCCAAUCCACCCAAUGUCCUGUAUCCAGAGCUAAUUAGCCGCUUGAAUGUUAAUUUGCUAAUUAGCAGAGUGAAUGUUAAUUAACACACCUAAUGACUAUUCUUCAUCCGUGACUCCAUGCUAAUCAAAAGUUUAUCAGAGUAAUUAUCUAUCCUUGCAUCUAUGGCAUAAUUAGUUCAUUAAGAUACAGUAGGCGGAGAAUAUAUCAUAAUAACCACAUAAUGCAUUUGACAUUACUGGGUACAAUAAGCCUUAUUAAUUUUCACACUUCUGCACUAUUAUCUUCCUAGUCCAGCUGCGCAUACUUUGCUUUUUAAUGAUCAAGUCUUUAUUUUCCACGGAAUGUGAUGGGUCUGUGAUUAUGCCCGUUUUGGUAAUUUUAUCUGUAAAUAUUAAGUAACCUUUUUUCCGUUGCUGUGCCAUCGUUUAAACCCUAGCCUUAGAAAGCCCCCUGGCAUUGGUUUGGGUCCAUUGGGUGUAUCUAUCGCACGUUGACUGGCACAGAGAAAAAAAGAAACCCUGUUGUGGUUGCCCUGUCAGU
Molecule: messenger RNA, 1903 nt
Organism: Lethenteron reissneri (Far Eastern brook lamprey)
Lineage: Eukaryota; Metazoa; Chordata; Hyperoartia; Petromyzontiformes; Petromyzontidae
Gene: LMO4
Product: LIM domain only 4
Source: RefSeq, a predicted model, not a curated record